This is a messenger RNA of Pecten maximus, 1881 nucleotides long. RefSeq lists its product as uncharacterized. Lineage: Eukaryota; Metazoa; Mollusca; Bivalvia; Pectinida; Pectinidae. The record is from RefSeq and is a predicted model, not a curated record. The coding region runs from base 64 to 1881 and encodes 605 amino acids. The transcript is spliced from 4 exons.
UACGUAUUUCAUAUAGGCCUAACAUUGAUCAGACACGGAAGAAAAUAUGCAGACUUUUUCAAUAUGGACAUAAGAGACGAGGUUGCACAAACAUGUAUACUUAUCAAAUCGAUUCCAUUUGAGACAGAUGUCAAGUCUAUAUCCACUGCUGUCGGUGCCGAAGUAUCAGUGAAAAGAGUAUUCCGUUAUACUGAACAGGCGGAUAACAGUACCAGAUUCAUUGUUCAGCUAAACACUCGACAAGAUGUGAACAGACUGAUUGCAGCUAACAGUCUUUAUUUACGAAACCCUGAAGAUGAAAACGUCAAGGUGGAAGUGGGGUUCUGCCCCGAGUGUAUCGUACCCACUGAGUGGGUUGACGAUGAUGACCCUUCUUCUGAUUUUACUGAAAGCAAUAAUGGCAAGGAAGAGCAAUCUGAUGGACUCGGUUGCCAUGGUAAUCAGGGGGAGACAAAUGGAAAUGGUGCUGUGUGUGGAGGUAUCUAUUGGGAAUCUGACAGAGAACAUGUGAAUGCCAAAUUUACUGAUUUGACAGUAUUUUCAGACAAGAAAGAGACAAAUGGAUUGGAUAAAAAAGACAGGGAUGUUGAUGCUUUAAGCUCAUGUGAUGCUGUUAAACAGGUACAGAAGUCAGAAGAUGAGAAUACAGUGGUGUAUAGGCGACCCAGGCAGGAAGCCACAAAGGGGCCAAGUGUAAGGGUACUGGACAUGGCAGAUCAGAGUCCUUACGACACACCGAAACCAGAUUUGUAUGAACCAAUCGGAGAUGUCUACAGGCCAACAUGGAAUAUGGUAAAUCAACAGAGACCCAAGUCACAGGUGGAACCAAAUGUCACAACAGAGCCGGUAGAGAAAGGUCCAAGGUCAGUAUCGGUUUAUGUUGAUGGUCAUAAAUCUUUAACAGAGACAGAUCUGGUGGGAUCCCCAAACAAAGAGAAGGAGAAGCAAACCAUCUUUGAGAGCAAUACUUGUGUGGUUGUAAGACCUACAGACAAAGGAAAUAAUGAUACAGAAAUGUUAAAAAUGUCCAAAGGUCAUGUGACAGACACUUCAUCUUCUGUAUAUGAGGAUAAUAUCCAUUCAAAGAAUACAAGAUUGAAAUCCAAAACAAAUGAAUUAGAAUCAACAGAUUUUGCUGAAAACGCCGAAACUAUCACCAGAAAAGGUGGUUCAGACACACAGAUUGGGGUAGAAGCUGCAGGAUAUGAGGACUCCCAGAGAUGUACUCUACAGAUAUCAUCUCCGCCAGUCAUAAGGACUACUGAUUGUGAUCAUAUCAAGGACAAGGACAUUUCUAAACCUUCUACGGGGUCUGAAACUCCAUAUGUUUAUAAUAAAACUGGGAUGUCAGGUGUAAGUGAAGGGCAAGGUUCAGGAUCAGAAAGGCUGCUUUCACAAAGCAUUGUGAAACAUGUUCAGCAUGAUCAUCAGUUAGGUCAAGGUCAACAGGGUGAUCAUCAGUUAGGUCAAGGUCAACAAGGUGAUUAUCAGUUAGGUCAAGGUCAACAGGGUGAUCAUCAGUUAGGUCAAGGUCAACAACGUGAUUAUCAGUUAGGUCAAGGUCAACAGGAUGAUCAUCAACUAGGUCAAGGUCAACAGCAUGCUCAUCAGUUAGGUCAAGGUCAACAGGGUGAUCAUCAGUCAUGUUAUUCAGAGAUAGAUGUGGGUCAAAAGUGUGGUAAAUUAAACCCAGCUCAACCUGUGACUGGUCAUUUAGGCCCAACUUCACCCAUUACUGAACAGAAAGGUAUUGGUCAACAGCAGUGUGAUAAUCAAGGUCUGCCAUCAGCUCUUACUGGUCAAUCAGGUCAAAGUGAACAGCUUGCUGGUCAGUUGAUUCCUACUCCUAUCCCUUCACAUCAGGCUUUAACUGCCAGGUAG